AUGAGGGCUAUGUAUAAGAGGUUCUUUCUUAUAACUAGGUAGGACUUGUUUAAGUAUCAUAUAAAAAACGAGAAGUAUUAAGAUGAAAAUAAGUUGAUAAUCAAGAAAGAAAAAAAAAGGUAAUAUGUUUUUAUCAAAGAAGAUUAAAACAACCAAAGAAAAAAAAAGCUAAGGAGAUAUAGAAAUAAAAAGCCUAAGCUCAAUUAUUAGAAUUACGAGGAAAGGCAUUUUGA
Paramecium sonneborni is the source of this 233-nucleotide messenger RNA. Lineage: Eukaryota; Ciliophora; Oligohymenophorea; Peniculida; Parameciidae. The record is from the annotation of a GenBank genome assembly.